AUGGCGACCGACAAGAAAGUCACCGAGGUUGCAACUGCAGAGCCUACCUCUUCAGACUCGUUCCAUUCAACAGACAACAACACAGUGAUGGACAAUGCAGAUGGAAAACGGCCGCCACCGUUGCUCGCUAAGCUGAUUGCCGUGUUUGUUAUUUCCUGCAUUAGUUUUGGGUCCCACUGGAGCAGCGGCGUUGUAGGAGCGAUGAAGAGUACUCUGAAGAAGCAAAUGCACAUCACGAAUACUCAAUUCUCGUUACUCGAAGCCAGUGAAAACUUCAUGGCUACCGUCCUUCUUCUACCGGGUGGUAUUGUGACCGACAGAGUAGGAGGUGCUCGGAUGAUUGUUUAUGGCAAUAUUGUGUAUACCAUUGGAUCCAUACUAGUGGCUGCUGCAACCACAGUUCGAUCCUUUAAGUUCAUGGUCGGCGGAAGGAUCAUCCUCUCCCUGGGUGACAUUGCUACCCAAACGGCACAGUACAAGAUGUUCUCGUCGUGGUUUCCUCCAAGCAAUGGAUUCGCCUCGACCCUUGGUUUUGAACUGGCAAUUGGCAAAAUUGGAGGGUUUGUAGGGAAGUCAACAGCAAACAUCAUCGCUAAGAAUACCGGUAAUUUCGCUUGGGUCUUUUGGACAUCCGUCUUCAUGAACCUUUUCACGAACGCAGCAACUUGCUUCUUCUGGCUGUUCAAUCGUUAUUGCGAGAAACACUUCCGUGGUCGCGAAGACAAGGCAACUCAGGAAACUCUGACCGAAAAGAACAGGAAGUUCGAACUCCGCAAGAUGUUCCAAUUGCCGUGGAUGUUCUGGGCUAUCCUCGCCUUCUCAAUGUUCCAGACUAGCACCGCCAGUGUCUUCAGCUCGAACGCCACAGAGUUAGCUGAGAAGAGAUUCAAUGUCGAUGCAAUCAAGGCGGGAUGGUACAGCUCUUUAGCCCAAUAUGCAGGAUUCUUCCUUGUACCCUGCUUGGGAGUUUUUAUUGACAUCCUCGGCCAUCGUGCCUCUGUUCUAUGCGUGUGCGGUUUGGGGAUCUUUAUCGCCAUGGUAUUGGUGAACUUCGCCGAGUCCAAACAAGGCACAGCCGCGGCAUUCGGUAUGUACGCGGUUGCGGUUUCACUGGGUCCAACAUCGAUCAUCGACGGCAUUCGUACGUCUCUUUGGCACCAGUCGGUCUUUGGCUCUGCGUACGCACUAAAGGUUACCAUGAAUAACGCGAUGACGAUUAUUAUCGGCAUCAUUACAGGUGCACUUCAAGAUGCUGAUGAUGAUUCCUACCGUCGAUCCGUGCGGGUCUACCUCUUUCUGGCCAUCUGUUGCGCGAUUGUUUCGAUCGUCCUCCUGAUCGGUUCCAUUAUCGGUCGGGAUCUUGCUCCUCUGCAAUGGACCCGCAAGCGACGCAUGGCCUCCGGAGCUGAGUACAUCGGCAAGCUUCGGGAACAUCAUCUGGUGACACACUACCAGCGUAGCAGGAUGAUCUCCAUCUGCUGCUUCACUGGUUUGGUGUUGCUUGUAAUGGGAAGCUGGGCGGCAUAUAUCUGGGGAGCAGUGACAGGAAAUAAUCCUUGA
Messenger RNA from Aspergillus luchuensis, 1560 nucleotides. Its product is annotated as putative MFS transporter. The transcript has 8 exons. Gene Ontology annotation, biological process: transmembrane transport. The record is from RefSeq and is a predicted model, not a curated record. Gene Ontology annotation, molecular function: transmembrane transporter activity. The coding region runs from base 1 to 1560 and encodes 519 amino acids. Lineage: Eukaryota; Fungi; Ascomycota; Eurotiomycetes; Eurotiales; Aspergillaceae.